Molecule: messenger RNA, 1396 nt
Organism: Equus caballus (horse)
Lineage: Eukaryota; Metazoa; Chordata; Mammalia; Perissodactyla; Equidae
Gene: OR10G9K
Product: olfactory receptor family 10 subfamily G member 9K
Biological process (GO): G protein-coupled receptor signaling pathway
Cellular component (GO): membrane
Molecular function (GO): G protein-coupled receptor activity; olfactory receptor activity
Source: RefSeq, a predicted model, not a curated record
GCCAUGUUACCAGAUAGUCUGGUUAGGUGGUUAGGACUUAAAGGUGGCUUCUGGAAGUGGAGAGCAAUGCUCCCUGUCAACAGCAAACAAGAAAACAGGGCCCCCAGUCCUGAAGCUGCAAGGAAAUGGAUUUAGACAACAAUCUCAAUAAACUUGGAGGAGGAUCCUGAGCCUCUCAUGAGAUUAUAGUCUCAGAUGAGUUUACAGACCCAGCUGACACCUUGAUGUAAACUUGAUGGAGAAGGACCAAAGAUGCGUAGAAAUGGCAAAUGUGAGCCUCGUGACAACAUUCAUCCUCAUGGGUCUUCCCCAUGCAUCAGCGUUGGACACCCCGCUCUUUGGAAUCUUCUUGGUGAUUUAUGUACUCACUGUGGUGGGGAACCUCCUCAUCCUGCUGGUGAUCUCGGUGGAUUCCCACCUCCACACCCCCAUGUACUACUUCCUGACCAAUCUGUCCUUCAUUGACAUGUGGUUCUCCACAGUCACUGUGCCCAAAAUGCUGAUGACCUUCAUCUCUACAGGAGGCAGGACUAUUUCCUUUCGCAGCUGUGUGGCCCAGCUCUACUCUUUCCACUUCCUGGGGAGCACUGAGUGUUUCCUGUACACAAUCAUGUCCUAUGACCGCUACCUGGCCAUCUGUUACCCACUCAGGUACACCAGCAUGAUGAGUGGGCGAACAUGUGUCCUCCUGGCUGCAAGCACAUGGCUCAGUGGCUCUCUGCACUCUGCCAUCCAGACCACACUGACGUUCCGUUUGCCCUACUGUGGGCCCAACCAGAUCCAGCAUUACUUCUGUGAUGCACCGCCUAUCCUCAAACUGGCCUGUGCAGACACCUCUGCCAUCGAGAUGGUGAUCUUUGUCAGCAUCGGAGUAGUGGCCUCGGGCUGCUUUCUCCUGAUAGCGCUUUCCUAUAUUUCCAUUGUCUGUUCCAUCCUGAAGAUCCGCACCUCAGAGGGGAGACACAGAGCAUUUCAGACCUGCGCCUCCCACUGCAUUGUGGUCCUUUGUUUCUUUGUUCCCUGCGUUUUCAUUUACCUGAGGCCAGGCUCCAAGAAUGCUGUGGAUGGGGUUGUGGCAGUUUUCUACACUGUGCUGACACCCCUUCUAAACCCUGUGGUAUACACCCUAAGGAACAAGGAAGUGAAGAAAGCUCUACUGAAGCUGAAAGACAAAGUACCAUAUUCUUCGAGCAAAUAAAUGCUCGAGGUAGAUACGCUAAUUUUAAAAAUAGAGUAAUAUAAUUUAGUCAUCAACAUAUAAUUUAUUGCAUAUAUUGUUCUCAGUGUUAAACAUUAUCCAAAAUCAUCUUGCCAGGGAUAUUUGUUUCACAUAAUUUUCUGAUGCAUUGAAAAAAUCAUGAUUCUUUUUUUAUUUACAAUGAACAUGUUUAAAUUU